Molecule: messenger RNA, 2799 nt
Organism: Saccharomyces cerevisiae S288C
Lineage: Eukaryota; Fungi; Ascomycota; Saccharomycetes; Saccharomycetales; Saccharomycetaceae
Gene: APL5
Product: Apl5p
Exons: 1
Coding region: 1-2799 (932 amino acids)
Biological process (GO): vesicle-mediated transport; protein transport; intracellular protein transport
Cellular component (GO): cytoplasm; clathrin-coated vesicle membrane; membrane coat
Source: RefSeq, marked reviewed
AUGACCUCUUUAUAUGCACCUGGGGCGGAGGAUAUUCGGCAAAGGUUACGUCCUUUUGGGUUUUUCUUUGAGAAAUCACUAAAGGAUUUGAUUAAGGGUAUUAGGUCUCACAACGAAACACCAGAAAAACUGGAUCAAUUCUUUAAACAAGUAUUAAGUGAAUGCCGGGAAGAAGUGAACUCUCCAGAUCUAAAUUCUAAGACCAAUGCCGUUCUUAAAUUGACCUAUUUAGAGAUGUACGGUUUUGACAUGGCUUGGUGCAACUUUCAUAUCUUAGAGGUUAUGAGCAGUAAUAAACUUCAACAAAAACGUGUGGGGUAUUUGGCUGCAUCACAAUCUUUUUACAAAGAUUCUGACAUUUUGAUGCUUGCAACUAACUUGUUGAAAAAAGACUUAAAGUAUGACGGAAACAAUGAUGUUGUUAAAGUUGGCAUUGCUUUAAGUGGUCUUUCCACUAUAAUUACACCCUCAUUAGCAAGAGAUAUAGCUGAUGAUUUGUUCACUAUGCUAAACAGCACAAGACCGUACAUAAGAAAGAAGGCCAUUACCGCACUAUUUAAAGUUUUUCUGCAAUAUCCAGAGGCUUUGAGAGAUAAUUUUGAUAAGUUUGUUUCAAAGCUAGACGAUGAUGAUAUAUCUGUGGUUUCUGCCGCUGUCAGUGUUAUUUGCGAGCUAUCAAAAAAAAACCCCCAACCAUUCAUCCAGCUUUCACCUUUAUUAUACGAGAUAUUAGUUACCAUUGACAAUAACUGGAUAAUCAUUAGAUUAUUGAAGUUAUUCACCAACUUAUCACAAGUGGAACCGAAAUUGAGAGCCAAGUUAUUGCCGAAAAUUUUAGAACUGAUGGAGAGUACUGUUGCAACUUCUGUGAUCUAUGAAUCUGUCAACUGUAUUGUCAAGGGGAAUAUGCUAGAAGAAGAUGAUUUUGAAACAGCAAUGGCAUGCCUGGAAAGAUUGCACACAUUUUGUGAUUCUCAGGAUCCAAAUUUGAGAUAUAUUAGCUGCAUAUUGUUUUACAAGAUCGGCAAAAUCAAUACUGAUUUUAUUUCUCGGUUCGACCAACUGAUUAUACGCUUACUCUCCGAUGUCGACGUUUCUAUAAGAUCAAAAGCAAUUGAAUUGGUUGAAGGUAUUGUUGAUGAGGAUAACUUAAAGGCAAUUGUCCAAACAUUGAUGAAGCAAUUUGUAGAUGAAGAUGUGGUUAUCCUACAAACUGGAAGCAUCGUAUACGAAAAAUCAAAGAGAAUUCCCAUAAUAAUUCCAGAAAAUUACAAGAUAAAAAUGGUGAACGUCAUUAUAUCGAUUUGUUCAGCUGACAACUAUUCCAGUGUUAACGACUUUGAAUGGUACAAUGCAGUAAUAAUGGACUUGGCGAUGCUCUGUCAAGACAUAUCUGAUAAAAGCCUUGGAUCAAAAAUUGGUGAACAGUUUAGGAAUUUGAUGAUAAAAGUUCCUUCAAUGAGAGAAGUAACCAUUGCUAAUAUUAUAAAGCUUAUUUCAAAUGACAAUAUUAACAAACAGUUGCCUACCGUAUUGAGAGAAUGCAUUUGGUGUCUCGGAGAAUUUUCUACCCUAGUUGAAAAUGGUAACGACUUAAUAAAAAUCAUGACUGAGAAUAUCAGUUAUUAUUCUCAUAGUGUACAAGAAGUUUUAAUUUUAGCACUUGUUAAAGUAUUUAGUAAUUGGUGUAAUAACUUUCAGGAGGAUAAACGCUUUGAAAUUAAAAUGGUGUUAAAAGAGCUAAUUGAAUUUUUUGAAAAUUUAUCUUAUUCGAGUACAUUCGAAGUCCAGGAAAGAAGCGUAGAAGUUUUAGAAUUUUUAAGACUAAGUUUGGAGGCUUUAGAGGAGGAUACGGAAGGUCUACCAAUGCUACUGAGCGAAGUCCUGCCUAGUUUUUUUAACGCCUAUGAACUCGCACCAAUUGCGCGUGGGACUCAAUUGAAGUUAGCAGUAGAUGAGAAUCUUGAUCUAGAAACUCCAUUUUUGACAAAGGAGGCAGCUGAUGAACUCUUAGAUGAACAAAAAAGUGACGCCAUCAGUGAUUUAAUGUCUGAUAUCUCAAUGGACGAGCAAGUUGAACUAAAAUUCGUUGAUGAUUCUGAUACUUCGUAUGAAGAAAAGGAAAAAUUGGAUGAUUUUGAAAAUCCAUUUGAGAUUGAGAGAGAAAAGGAACGGAUGUCAAAUCCUUAUUAUCUAGGUGAAGAAGACGAAGAAAGAACUAAGAACUCUAAAGAUUUGUUGGACUUGAAUGAGGAGGAAAGUAGUGAUAAAAAGCCAGAAACUAUUAGAUUAAAUAGAACCGAUAAUUCGUUGAAUUCUCUAAGUUUAUCUACAACUGAAAUCAGCAGAAAGAAGAAGAAGGGAAAGAAGAAAAAUAGGGUUCAAGUCUUAUCCGAUGAACCUGUUAUCGAAGCCGCUCCCAAAAGGAAAGAUGCAUUCCAGAAACCCCAUGAUAAUCAUUCAACUCAAAAUCCUUUGAAAAAGGACAAGAUUAAUCUGAGAAUGCACUCUCAACUUGAAAAUUUUGAUUUUUCCAAUUUUGGGCAAUCGAGUAACGCAGGAAGAGGAUCGCAGGAAGAGGGCAACCUUAGAAAGGAAGACGAGUUAGAAUUAAGUCGUUUAGAGGCCAAUCUUAUUGUAAAAGAUGAAAAGGAUAAUUUAAGUGAUACUGAAGAAGUUAUAGUUAUAAAAAAGAAGAAGAAAGGGAAAAAGUCAAAGUCAAAAAACAAACUAAAAACGAAAGCAAAAAAUUCUCCAGAACCAAAUGAAUUUCUUCGAGACCAAAGCACUGACAUUUAA